Molecule: messenger RNA, 4468 nt
Organism: Candoia aspera
Lineage: Eukaryota; Metazoa; Chordata; Lepidosauria; Squamata; Candoiidae
Gene: POLG
Product: DNA polymerase gamma, catalytic subunit
Exons: 24
Coding region: 1-3750 (1249 amino acids)
Biological process (GO): mitochondrial DNA replication
Cellular component (GO): gamma DNA polymerase complex; mitochondrion
Molecular function (GO): DNA binding; 3'-5' exonuclease activity; DNA-directed DNA polymerase activity
Source: RefSeq, a predicted model, not a curated record
AUGCACACCAGGCUCCACGUAAAUCUGGCUUCACAGCUCCACAUGGAAAAGCUCCUCGCUCCUGUUUGCGACCGCGGCAGGACUCGAACCUGCAAUCUUCUGAUCCGAAGUCAGACGCCUUAUCCAUUAGGCCACGCGGCCACCCUGAAACAAGGCUUGCGCGAGCCCUAUAAGAAGUUGCAGCAGGACGCCGUUGCGUCGGUGGCUCCGGGAGAUUUUGGAAGAACCUGGGCAUCCUCAUCUGGGUCCUCUGCAGGUCUCCUGCUUCAGGACAAUACUGGUGCUCCUCUCAAAGAGCAGCGCAUGAAUCCUCUUGGCAUCCAGAUGCUCUCCAAGGGUCUUCAUGAACAGAUUUUUCGGGGUGCUCAAGUUCAUUAUUCAGAUGAAGACAUUCAGAAGAGCAUAGAACACUUGCAGAAACAUGACUUAUGGGGCAAAGAAACAUCCACCAUUCCUGAUGUGGAAUUGCAGCUUCCCCAGAUGUAUGGAGCCAACAUAGAUGAACACUUCUGCAUCUUGGCCCAGAAGCAGAGCCUUCCCUAUCUGGAGGCUGCUAAGGAGCUUAUCCAGCAGGAGAUCCCACCGAUGCCCACAGAAUGGGCUUGGGAAGUAGGAUGGACCCAAUAUGGACCCGGUGGGGAGAGGAGAACAGUGGACUUCCCUGAUGAGCGAGCCUUGGUCUUUGAUGUGGAGGUGUGCAUGGAAGAAGGGCAUUGCCCCACACUUGCAGUAGCUCUUUCAUCAAAUGCUUGGUAUUCGUGGUGCAGCAAGCGUCUGCUAGAACAACGCUAUAGCUGGUCUAGCCAGCUGGGUCUGUCUGAUCUCAUCCCCCUGGAAUACAGCAGCACCUUAAAAAAGCAGAAUGGGCCAGAGAGGCUGGUGGUCGGCCACAAUGUCUCCUUUGACCGUGCUCACAUUAAGGAGCAAUACUUGGUCCAGGGAUCCCAAAUGCGAUUCCUGGACACGAUGAGCAUGCACAUGGCUAUCUCAGGACUGACCGGCUUCCAGCGCAGCCUUUGGAAGGCAGCCAAGCAGGGCAAGGGGAGAGGGCAACAACAGGUCCAGCGACACAUUAAGAAGACGCACAGCAAAGGCAAUGGACCCAUGAUUACCUCCUGGAACUGGGUGAACAUCAGCAGCAUCAACAACCUGGCAGAUGUACAUUCCCUCUAUGUUGGAGGCCAGACAUUGCAGAAAGAAGCCCGCGAACUCUUUAUCAAGGGCAGCAUGAAUGAUAUCAGGAAUAGCUUCCAGGAGCUGAUGAAUUACUGUGCCCUUGAUGUUCAGGCUACUUAUGAAAUAUUCCAGGAACAGCUUCCUCUUUUCUUGCAAAGAUGUCCACAUCCUGUGACUUUUGCAGGUAUGCUAGAAAUGGGCGUUUCUUACCUACCUCUUAAUCAGAACUGGGUGAAGUACCUGGAUGAAGCUCAGGUCACUUAUGAGGAGCUGCAAAAAGAGAUGAAGAAGUCCUUGAUGAACUUGGCAGAUGAUGCUUGUCAACUGCUUCAUGAGGAGAGGUACAAAGAUGACCCCUGGUUAUGGGAUCUGAAGUGGGACCUCCAACAAUUUAAGCAAAAGAAAAUGAAACCAAGUGGGAAGAAAGAGGAAGAUGUGAAUGAAGAGCCACCCAAAAUAGUGGGAAAAGCCUCUCUGCUGGAGUGGCAGGAAGAUCCUGGUCCUCCAACCGAAGAAGAAGAGCAAAGCCUCCCUGCCAGCCAACUGGCUCUUCAGAGUCUAAAGGAGACCGUGGCUCUGCAGCCAAAGAGAAUUCAGCAUCUCCCUGGCCAUCCAGAGUGGUAUCGCAACCUGUGUCCACGGCUCAAUGAUCCUAGUUGGGCCCCUGGACCCAACCUUAUCAGCCUUCAAAUGAGAGUGACUCCAAAGCUCAUGAGGCUCACCUGGGACGGCUUUCCAUUGCACUACUCUGAGAAACAUGGCUGGGGCUACCUGGUGCCAGGAAGGAAGGACAACCUGUUAGAGGAUGGUCCAGAUGCUGCAUCACCCACCUGCCCCUUCAAGGCUAUAGAACAUCUGUAUCGGGAAUAUUGCAAGGAGAAAGGCAAGGAGCAACCAGUUUCUCUCGACGGCUACCUAGAAGAAGAGUUCUUAACGGAAAAUGGUGAUUUUUGGGAAAAGCUUGAGUUGCUUGGCCAUCUGGAGGUGGAUACGGACAUGGAUCCUGUAACCAGAGAACUGAGGCAGGAGGAGAUGGAAUCGGGAAAGAGUUCGCCUGAAUAUCACCAUGGCAACGGACCUUACAAUGAUGUCAAUAUACCUGGGUGCUGGUUUUUUAAGCUGCCUCACAAAGAUGGCAAUGCCAGCAAUGUGGGAAGCCCAUUUGCCAAGGAUUUCUUACCCAAGAUGGAAGAUGGCACCCUAAAAGCUGGAAUAGGAGCAGCAGAUGGGACACAUGCUUUGGAAAUCAACAAGAAAAUCUCCUUCUGGAGAAACGCCCAUAAACGCAUCAGUUCACAGAUAGUGGUGUGGUUGAAGAGAGGAGAACUGCCACGAUCUGUGACUAGGCAUCCAGACUAUGAUGAAGAGAAUGAUUAUGGAGCCAUCUUGCCACAGGUGGUGACUGCUGGAACAGUAACUCGACGAGCUGUGGAGCCCACUUGGCUGACAGCCAGCAAUGCCAGGACUGACCGGGUGGGCAGUGAGCUGAAAGCUAUUGUCCAAGCCCCUCCUGGCUACCAUCUGGUUGGAGCUGAUGUUGAUUCCCAAGAACUUUGGAUAGCAGCUGUCUUGGGUGAAGCCCAUUUUGCUGGCAUGCAUGGUUGCACUGCUUUUGGCUGGAUGACGCUUCAAGGGAAGAAAAGCAACGGCACCGACUUGCACAGCAGGACGGCCUCCGCGGCGGGGAUCAGCCGGGAGCACGCCAAGGUGUUCAACUACGGACGCAUCUACGGGGCAGGGCAGGCAUUCGCCGAGCGUCUCCUCAUGCAGUUCAACCACCGCCUGACAGAACAGGAGGCCAGCGAGAAGGCCCGGCAAAUGUAUGCUGUCACGAAGGGAAUCCGACGCUGUCACCUCUCUGAGGAGGGGGAAUGGCUAGUGAAACAACUGGGCAUCCCAGUAGAAAGAGCUGAAGACGGCUCCCUAGACUUGCAAGAUGUGCGGCGGAUACGACGAGAGGGAACGAAACGAUCUCGUGGGAAGAGGUGGGAUGUGGUACGCCAGCGAGUGUGGGCCAGUGGGACAGAGUCUGAAAUGUUCAACAAACUGGAAAGCAUCGCCAUGUCGGAAGCACCAAGCACCCCAGUGCUCGGCUGCCGCAUCUCUAGAGCAUUGGAGCCAGCGGCUGUCAAGGGUGAGUUUGUGACCAGCAGAAUAAAUUGGGUAGUCCAGAGUUCAGCUGUGGAUUAUCUGCACCUGAUGCUUGUAUCUAUGAAAUGGCUCUUUGAGGUAUUUGACAUUGACGGGCGUUUUUGCAUCAGCAUCCAUGAUGAAGUGCGCUACCUGGUCAAGAGCGAGGACCGCUACCGAGCAGCACUUGCCCUACAGAUCACAAACCUCCUCACACGAUGUAUGUUUGCCUAUAAACUCGGCCUUCAGGAUCUGCCUCAGUCAGUGGCCUUUUUUAGUGCAGUGGAUAUUGACCAUUGCUUAAGGAAAGAGGUGACAAUGGACUGUGUGACCCCAUCUAACCCAGGAGGACUGGAACAAAGAUACAACAUCCCCCAAGGGGAAGCUCUGGAUAUAUACAAACUCAUCAAAAUAACCAAAGGUUCCUUGGAAAAAGGAAAAUAAAGUUUGAGUUUAGAAGGUAAUUGGACACUUUGUCCCAGUGGAAUCCUGCAGAAGGAAUCUCUUGAAUGUGGACACCUGCUUUUUCUUUUCACUCCAAAAUAAGAGAAAAACAGGCAUCUCUGAGGACUGUGGCUCCUGAGGCCAAUCUCUGGCAUUGCCCAGGUAGACUAGAGACCAAAAGAAAAAGUUCCUAAGUUAAUGUGCCUUACUGCGAUAGGCCAGAACAGAUCAUCAACAGGCUACUGAACGUGCAAGCAUUCAAGGUUUUAUGUGCAGUGGAUAUGGUGAAGAAAUACUUUUCUACUAUACUGUAGAUUAAUUAAAGAAGAUGGUCUCCUUGUGGAUGUUAAAACUCUGCGAAAUAGCCAUUUGAGAAGAAACAAGGCAGCUCUUAUUUUUUUCGUCUCUUCUUUUUGGGUUCUCUGCUGGUGUUUGAUUGGGCAGAUGCAAUGCUCUGGAAGAAAUAGAAACAGCCCAUUGGAAAAUCCAUAACACUGGCCAGUGAACUACUGAAAUAGUGCAAGCUGCAUAAUCUGCUAACUAACCAAACUAGUUACCUCUGCUAUAACAUCUCGCCCAAAUAUUUUGGGGUUUUUUUGCCUUUGUCAACAUAUGUUUUAAGGAAAGAAACAGAAGAGAACUAUGGUAAGGAUGGACAGCCCACAACAAAAUGUUUCAGGAUUUUUUUUUUUUUUUUUAAUGAAAAGUGCUCAUGAAA